Molecule: messenger RNA, 361 nt
Organism: Funneliformis caledonium
Lineage: Eukaryota; Fungi; Glomeromycota; Glomeromycetes; Glomerales; Glomeraceae
Source: the annotation of a GenBank genome assembly
AAAACAAGCUAAAAAAGAUCCAGAACAAAAUACAAAGAAAAAUGACCACUUUCGUCUCGAAAUCCCUGCAGAUAUAAGACGAAGCUUAAAUUUGACAACUUUAGAGAUUACCUCUCCUGAAGUAUCGAUUAAUACACCAAUCACUCAAUCUUUACAUUCGAAGUCUACUUACACUCAAUCUCUAUCUUCGAAGACUACUUCCAUUUCUUUCAGCACUACGCCAAUCACUCAAUCUUCAUCUUCGAAGAUUACUUCCAUUUCUUCUAGCACUACGCCAAUUACUCAAUCUCCGUCUUUGAAGACUACUUCCGUUUCUUCAAGCACUACAUCAAUCAUUCAUUCAGGUCCAAUCCCAAUUUGA